AUGGCGACCAAGGUUGCCAAAUCCGCUGUCCAGAAGAGAGACAUGGAUGUAGCCGCAACGGCCAAACGCAAGGAUGGUGACGAUCGGAUGGCUAGAGAUGCCAAGGUCCGCAAAGAAGCGCUCCACAGGGUUGAAGGCACAAAGUCUCUCACCUCAACCCCAACGAGCGGCCAACAAAGAGCUCAACCGGCAAAGCGGCCGCCAGCUCCCACGACAUCUCAGAGCCAGGCCUCGCAACAAAGCCAAGCCCAAGUCCCCAAGGUUGACCUGGCAUCGCUGAUGGACUCAGCUUGGGAUACAGUCGAGAAGCGGGACGACGAUAAGAGCAAGACACAAGAGGACAGGAAUGGCAAAUUCAGAAAAUCUGCGAGCACGGACGAGCACCGCCAAAGCGCUGACAAGCACAGAUAUGAGCCGCGCAGUGAGCUCAAGCACGACUCGGAAGGCUCGCCUCCCAAUCGAGCUGAAAUCGAGGCGCAGAAGCAAAGGGACGCUCAACAGCGCAGUGAAUUGGUCAACAAAACCAACUCGAUUGAGUUACAAAACCAAUCCAACCUCCGGCGCGAGUUUGACGAACGGCUCAGCGUCAUGGGCCACAGCGAAGUUACUCGGCGUAUGGACCAGUACCGCAGUCAAAUGCUCAGCAGCUUCCUCAAGAGCGAGAUGGGCCAGCCCUCGGGCUUGACGCCGUCUGGUGCGGCACUGGCAGCCUCUCGAGCCGAAACUUCGAGCCUGUUGCUCGAGAGCAGCCAGUCGGAUGGUCUUGACAUUGGCGCAUCGGCCACGUCAGAGCCCGACAGCCGCGGCUAUCAGUCCUUCGGAAAGGAAACAGAGUCUGGGGACGAUGUUGAGACGGACAUGGACAUCGAUGUCGAUCUCAGUUAG
Polychytrium aggregatum is the source of this 885-nucleotide messenger RNA. RefSeq lists its product as uncharacterized. The coding region runs from base 1 to 885 and encodes 294 amino acids. The transcript is spliced from 6 exons. The record is from RefSeq and is a predicted model, not a curated record. NCBI's taxonomy places the organism in Eukaryota, Fungi, Chytridiomycota, Chytridiomycetes, Polychytriales.